AUGCGUGAACUUCAAGCUGAUUCCGAAGACGAGGAUAUCAAGUACGCGAACCCCGGCACGCUCUGCGGCGUGCACAAUGUCUACCAGACCAAACCCGACGAGAAUGAGGAGACGUCAUGGUCGAAAGAACUGCCGGAAACUAUCGUCGACCCUGCAGAAGAUGCGGAGUCGGCUCAGUAUGCCCUGAUCGUGCGAAAUGUCAAGUGCUACGAUGGCCGGAAGAGUUUAUCCAUCCACUCCAUCGUCAUCCAAAGUGAAUUCUUGAAGACUUUCCUCGGCAAGGUCUUGGAAGGCUACCCUGGAAUCACAGUUACACUGGAGCGCCUGGAGUUUACCGCUCCUUUCAAGCCCUUGGUCCACAGAUGGGAGGACUUCUUAAAGGCUCGUGAAGAAGAGGAACUGGACGAGACUACGAAGGAGCAUGUGGAUCUUUUGCACAAAAUUCUAGAGGAGGAGCUGCGCGACAUCCUGGCACGAAAGAAGGACCUGAUUCGGAAUGGGGUCAUUACUCACUCUCUACUGUGGACUCUCUUUGAGCCAGAUGAUGUGGUAAUUGCCACCGUAGGAGGUCGCCGGAACGCAUACCUCUUCACCGACGAUGCAAUUAACUGCCGAACCAAGGCGAUAAUUCUCGAAGUCAAAUUUAUUGAGUUUGAUGGUGAUGACUUCGGAUACAGCGACGAUAGAUUCGAAGUUCCUGUCUUCAUCGGCACUACUCCAAUCACAUCUCUGCCUGCCUUCCCCUUGCGCUACCACCCUGACAAGGAGACUAUUCGCGAGAGCUUGAUCGCACGUGGAAAGGUCUGGGAGCAGCACAAGGGGUACCACUACAAGCAAUAUGAGGGCACUGCCACUGGAUUCCUGGAUGACGAUAAAACCAAGAAGUUCCAUGUCAAAAGCCGUAUAAUUAUUGAUACCGAGGCUUUCAACGUUUUCCACCCUCACAAGAGCAUUUGGGUCUGGGGUGAGCUUCCUGAGGAGCUAAGUGAUGAACACCGGCUCGUCGCGUCUUCUUCAGUCUGGGGAUACUCUCUGCGGGACAAGGAGUGGCUGCGGUUCCACCUGGAUAGCACGUCGGAAAUUGAAUGGAACUCGGCUGCCUUUGAGUCCCUCGUCCUCCCCAAAGAGCAGGAGAACCUCAAGGGCCUCAUCCUCGCAUUCGCCAAGUCCCACUCCAUGUCGUCCUUCGAUGAUGUCGUUCAGGGCAAGGGUCGCGGUAUUAUCAUGCAGCUGAGCGGGCCCCCUGGCGUUGGCAAGACUAUGACUGCCGAGAGUGUCGCAGAGGUCAUGCAAGUUCCUCUGUACGCGAUGAGCGCCGGCGAUCUAGGUAGCGAUGCCUAUAAGGUUGAAAAUAACCUCAAGGAUAUCCUCCGCAUGAUUCCCAAAUGGGGCGCCGUCCUUCUUCUUGACGAAGCGGACGUAUUCAUGGAGGCUCGUACCUCAGCUGACCUGCAGCGUAACGAGCUGGUCUCUAUUUUCCUUCGUAUGCUGGAAUACUACGAGGGUAUCCUCUUCCUAACCACCAACCGUGCCGACGAGAUCGAUCCGGCCUUCGAGUCUCGAAUUCAUGUCUCUCUGGCAUACCAGAAUCUUGAUUUCACAUCGCGUCGCCAUGUUUGGUGCCAGUUCCUUGCCCGAUCUGCGAAUACUGAGGUCUUUUCGGAGGAAGAGCUGGAUCGUCUCGCCGCAGUGGAGCUGAAUGGAAGGCAGAUUAAGAAUAUGCUCAAGACUGCGGGUCUUUUGGCUUGGUCACAGAAGAAGCACCUCAACUUUGAGCAUGUACAGACUGUGCUUACCCUUCGCAAGAGUGCUAAGCCUGCAUCGGCUUGA
Penicillium waksmanii is the source of this 1830-nucleotide messenger RNA. RefSeq names its product ATP-binding protein. The transcript has a single exon. NCBI's taxonomy places the organism in Eukaryota, Fungi, Ascomycota, Eurotiomycetes, Eurotiales, Aspergillaceae. Bases 1 to 1830 code for a protein of 609 amino acids. The record is from RefSeq and is a predicted model, not a curated record. Gene Ontology annotation, molecular function: ATP hydrolysis activity; ATP binding.